Panicum virgatum (switchgrass) is the source of this 816-nucleotide messenger RNA. RefSeq lists its product as uncharacterized. Lineage: Eukaryota; Viridiplantae; Streptophyta; Magnoliopsida; Poales; Poaceae. Bases 34 to 765 code for a protein of 243 amino acids. The record is from RefSeq and is a predicted model, not a curated record. The transcript is spliced from 2 exons.
AGCAACCUCUAUCGAUCCUCCCCCCCGGUAGCCAUGGCUGCAGAUGGCAGGAUGCGCUGCUGUAGCAGGCGGAUGCAGGGUCGCAGCAAGAUGACUAGCGCAAGCGGUGCUGAGCAGAUGAAGCCCCACCAUGGGAUCUGUGGUCUCGUGAAGUCCGGCGGCGGCAACGGCAAGUCUGGUGACCGCAGGAUUGAAACGCACGGUGGCGCAAGUGGGAGCGUCGGCCACAUCGUCAAGUCAGGCGCCAUCGAUUCAGAGAUCAAGCCAAGCAGUGCCGACUCGGCUAAGGAUGCGUGGAUUUGCGUCCGCGGGCACCGCAUCACGCUGGUGGGACGCAUGAGAGUUGACGCCAAUGGCGACGUCUACGUCCCAGACUCCGAGGAUGAAGAGUCCGGCAUGGUGGUGGAUGCGGGCGGCGUGGAGAUGGCCGAUUUUGGGGCCGGCUCGGGUGCCGCGGAUGGCGCCCAGAUGUCCAUUGUUGGAGUCCCCACCGAAACCAUCGCGAUUGGGGCCGUCGGGGUUGCGGAGGAUGGCUUCGAUGUGGUGACUAAGGGCGUCCCUGCCGAUACCGUCGAGGUUGCGUCCGACGGGGGCGCCACAGAUGCCGUUAAGGUUGCAACUAGCGUAGGGACCAGCGAGGAGAUGCACCCAAAGGUGGCUGCCCGCAUGAAGAAGUUGCUUGCCCAAAUGGAUCCUACCUUCCACGACGUCUUUGUCAGCAUGUUCAAGACCACAAGGUUCAUGAGACGGCAAGCUACUACGUGAAAGCAAUGGACUGAAAUAGGUUAUUACUUCGCCAUAUCCAAUUAUUUUUAU